UGACUUGCAAGUCGCAUCCAAAGUCAAGACUAUAUGCUUUGCUUUCAUCUCCAUUAUUUUCAAGCUUCCGCUCUUUGUUUCCCAAGGAAGAAGGAAGCAUCAAACAGCUAGCAAUCAUGAUUGGGUUCGCGCUGACAGCCUUGGGAUGGCUCGCGGAGAGCUUCAUGGUUGCCUUGGCCGGAAAGGCCGUCGAUCGCGCUGUUCAACAGUUUGGUGAGCAGCAUGGAGUUGAAGAUGACCUCAAGAAGCUGAAGGAUUCUCUCGCCAACGCCAUGUUGCAAAUCAGCACCAUCGAGAACUUGUGGCUAAAAGAUGAGGUCCUGCAGCAGAGAUUGAAGGAGUUGCUGAUAGACCUCAAGGAUGCUGCCUACGAUGCUGAUGACUUAUUUGAUGAAUUCCAAUACAGAAUUCUGAAACAGCAGAUCGAGCAACAAGGAGAUGAGGCUGGUAACCGAGCAUCAUCUUCCUCCUACUCCACUCCCCCUCCAGGCAAAAAGAUAAAAACUUCAUUAUCUAGUUACGCCAGUGGCCUUUUCGGAAAAGGGGAUGAUGAUGAUAAUAAUAAUAAUGAUGUGCAGAGAAUGAGGGAAAUAAAGGGUAGGCUAGAUGACAACUCAGUUGCUCUUGAGAAAAUUUACAGUUCGCUAGGCACAGAAGAUGAUAGAGGAAAGAAACAAUUGGUGUCCUCGGAGAGCCGGCAAACGAGCUCCUUUUCGAUCGAACCUCAAUUGUUUGGCAGAGAUAAAGAGCUGCAACAACUCAAGGAUUUGCUGUUGAAAUCAGAAGUUGCAUCUAAAUUUGGCCAAAGUGGAGUCUCUGUUUUGUCUAUUGACGGUAUUGGAGGGAUUGGGAAAACCACUCUGGCUCAGGAGGUCUUCAAUGACAGUAGCGUGGAAGAAUACUUUAAGCUCAGAAUUUGGGUCUGUGUUUCUGAAAAUUUCAGCACAGAGAGAUUGACCAGAGAGAUUACAGAGUAUACAACCAAGGAGAAGUGUAAUGUCCCGAACUUUGCUGCUCUUCAAGUGGUUCUCAAGGAGAAGAUCACUCAAGAGAGAUUUCUUCUGGUAUUGGACGAUGUGUGGAACGAGGAAAGGCACAAAUGGGAGAGCCUUUGUGCACCAUUGAGGUUUGGAAAACCUGGUAGCAAGAUAUUAGUAACAACUCGCUCUAGGAGUAUUGCUGGCAUGGUUGGUGAUGUGGAUCCGAUUCAUCUGGAUCGUAUGGAUGAGAAGAGCUUCUGGGAAUUUUUCAAGAAAUGUGCAUUUGGUUUUUCAAAUAGUGGAGUUCAUGAUCCUCAUUUGGAAGCCAUGGCGAAGAAGAUGACUUGCAAGUUAAAGGGUUUGCCGCUUGCAGCAAAGACUCUAGGAGGAUUGUUGAGCAAGAAGUUGGAUGAGCAACACUGGAAAAGCAUUUUAGAUAGUGAAAUAUGGCAACUUCCCCAAGAAGAAAAUGGGAUUAUGCCAGCACUACAACUGAGCUAUCAAUAUCUUCCUCCUCAUCUUAAGCAAUGCUUUGCAUUUUGCUCCUUGUUUCCUAAAGAUUAUAAGUUUUCUGAAUCUGAGUUGAUCGGUAUUUGGAUAGCAGAAGGAUUCAUAGUGCACCAAGGAAGUAUCAGAAUGGAGGAGCUAGGAAGCAACUACUUUCAUGAGUUAGUUAACAGGUCUUUCUUUCAAAAGUCAACAACCAGAUUGAGGAAGCAAGGAAGCCGAAGCAACUACUUUCAUGAGUUAGUUUACAGGCGGUCUUUCUUUCAAAAGUUAGGAACAAAAACUGAUCGUAGGGGUCGGUUUUUCAUUGAAAGUUCAACCGAUGGAAAAUUUGUAAUGCAUGACCUCAUACAUGAUCUUGCAGAACUCAUAUCUAUGAGUGAGUCUUACCGGGUUGAGAAAGGCAAGUCUCAUGCAAUUCCUAGCACUAUUCGUCAUCUUUCAUUGCACAAAGAGGAAAAAGGUACGCAGACAAGAUGUUUAACAGAAUUCUCUCACUACAAUAAAUUACGAACGCUAAAUUUGUCAUUUGGAUACACUCGUGAGAGUUUUAUUUUUGAUUGUGGUGUUUUGGAAAAAUUUAAAAAGAUUCGUGUUCUUGACUUGAGUCAUUGUGCUCUCAGAGAGUUGCCUGAUAAUAUUGGUAUGUUGAUACAUCUCCGCUAUCUUGAUUUAUCUUGGAAUCAAAAAAUUAGAAGGUUGCCCGAGUCAUUAUGCAACUUGUACAAUCUACAAACAUUGAUAUUGCGGGAAUGUAUUAACUUAGAAAGCCUCCCACAUGGCAUGAUGAAGUUGAUCAACUUGAGAAAACUUGAUGCGAUGGAACAUGUAGUAGAUAAGUUUAUUCACAAUAUAACAGAGAUUGGGAAGCUUACUUCUCUUCAGAAUUUGUCUACUUUCAAAGUGCUAAAGGAUAAUGGACACAAACUUGCUGAAUUAAACGGGUUGAAACGGCUCCGGGGAAAACUUUGUAUAACUAAUCUUGAGAAUGUGGAGAACAAAGACGAAGCAAGUAUUGCUAGUUUGAACAGUAAAGAACACCUCAAUAGGUUGGAGCUACAAUGGACAUCUCUGCAAGAAUCCGAUUCAGACGAUAAGUUGCACAUCUCAGAGCAGGUGCUUGAAGGUCUCCAGCCGCAUCACAACCUACAAUGGUUGACAAUCAGAGGAUACAAUGGUGCUAGACCUCCCAAUUGGCUACACGAACAAGUAUAUUCUAGAUUGGAAGCUCUCCAACUUCAAAAUUGUAAAAACUGGAACGAUCUAUUAGUUAUUGGGCAAUUAUCACAGUUAAAGCACCUCUCCCUUGUGAGAAUUCCAGUCCAGAUCCAAAAUUUACACAAUUUGUUCAAUCCAAAACACUGCAAGUUUUUCUCCCAACUAGAAGAAUUGGUACUAGAGGGCAUUACCAUGUUGGAGGAUCUCCCAAAUCUUGGACAACUUCCAUCUCUCAAGUCUCUUGACAUUCGGAGUUUGACGGGAGUAAAGAUGAUAGGCGAUAAAUUCUUUGCUGCAAUAGAAGGAGGUAGUUGUUUUCCUAAAUUACAUACUCUCCGUUUCAAUAACAUGUCUGCAUGGGAAGAGUUCUAUUGUUCCGACGAUAGAAAUCUAUUUCCUUGUUUGGAUCUUUUGAAUAUUUCAAAUUGCCAAAAGCUGCUGAUGUUACCUCGCCUUCCUCCUUCAAUAACAUGCCUGCAAUUAAAUGACGUUGGGCUGGAAGAUUGUCCAAGAUUCUGGAAAGCAAUUGAUGAAGGUAGCAGCAUAACUAAUUCUGCAUCUGUUACAGAGUUGUCCAUUCAGGAAUGUCCAAACUUGAAAAUUCUAGAAGAAGGGUUGCUAGCACACCAUCUACAGCAGAUUUAUAUACAUAAAUGUGAACAAUUGUCGUCGGUGCCAGUCAAAAGGUUGAAAGAACUCACCUCUUUAUGGUCAUUGUCAAUAACAGAGUGCCCGAAGCUCACGAGCAUGACACAAGAUGAGUGCAUUGAUUUCCAACUCCCGCCAUUAAUUACAGAACUAUGUUUGUCUGAUUGUGGAAAUAUUUCCAUAUCACUGCCUGGCUGCCUGCAUAACCUGUCCUCGUUGACUGUCUUGAUUAUAGGCAAAUGUUCAGAUCUAGUUUCUUUACCAAUACAACCAUUGUUUAAUUUGAAUCGUUUAAUAAUCGAGAAUUGCAAUGAGUUGAGAUCAGUAGGAGGACUUCUAAUAAAAUCCCUCAUGGACUUGGAGAUUACAGGAUGUCCCAUGCUUCAACUUUCUCAAAGAGAGGCACAAACAGAGAAAUUGUUAUUGCGGAAGUUAGUGAUUGAUGACACAGCGUUUAUGCAACAAUCUCCCAUAAAAAAUUCACUAUCAUCUGUAGAAAUUCUUAGCAUCUCAUCCUCUUGUGAAGCGGUGAUGUUUGAGGGGGAAGAUCAGGAGUCAUUGCAAAGCUUGACGUCUCUCUAUCAAUUAAGUUUCUCUGAUUGCAAGAAUCUACAAUUCCUGCCAACAAAGUUGUACACCCUUACGUCCCUUCAGGUUUUGCGGAUACUUAAUUGCCCACAAAUUCAGUCUUUGCCAGAGAAGGGGUUACCUCCUGCCCUCAUAAAUCUAGUCUUUCGUGAUUGUCAUCUGGCACUGGAGCAGCAGUUGUUAGUACACUUGGAGGAGAUUAAGAAGUCUGGUCGUUGCCGUGGAAUAACUUACGGGUAGAUACUUAAAGCCAUGGAGACCCACUCUCUUCCAUUUUACCAUUGGAUGAGAAUGUUAAUGUUGAGCUCGUAACAAUAUCCAUGGAGCCUGGAUAUACUCAGCGACAUACAGAACAUGAGCAACUCACAAAAGAGUUCCUGACGCUUUUGGAAGAGGACAAUGGGGGCGGAGGAGGAGGAGGAGGACGAGGUUCGAGGGGCGUGGAGGCUGAAAGGCAAUCAAAGGGUCAACUCUGAUAAUUGAAAGUAUCUCGACAUCCUUAUUCUGUUCUUUUAGCUAGUCGUUUUGUUCAGGACUGCUGAUAAUUGGAAGUAUAGUUCAUCAGUCAAGCAAAUUAAAAUGUAACAACUUGAUAUAUUUUGUCUCAGUUUCAGUUUUUUGUCAUGCCAUGCACAAUGUCAAUUGUCAAACAUUAUGUUUUUAGGUUUUCUUCAGAAAAUAAGGGCACAAUUUUUAAGUCUUUCAUA
Molecule: messenger RNA, 4648 nt
Organism: Zingiber officinale
Lineage: Eukaryota; Viridiplantae; Streptophyta; Magnoliopsida; Zingiberales; Zingiberaceae
Product: disease resistance protein RGA2-like
Exons: 2
Coding region: 117-4181 (1354 amino acids)
Biological process (GO): defense response to other organism
Molecular function (GO): ADP binding
Source: RefSeq, a predicted model, not a curated record